AUGGCUGAUGAUUUCUGUCAACAAAGCAAAAUGAAGGCUGUUCUUGUUUUGUUGAGUUUCUUAGCCAUUGCUCGAGGGUUCAGGAUUCCCAUUCAUAGAGUAGACAAAUCUCAUCAAGUGAAAAAGGUGGUAAAAGUUCCUGAUGGUCUUACGUCACUUUAUUCUCCAACUAUAUCGACACAAACUGAUGAUGAAGAACCCGAUUCCGAACCAAUUUAUGAUGAAGUAACUGAAGUUGAAAAAACAGAACCUGAACAAAGCGAUAAUGAAGAAUUAGAAUAUGAACUUGUUUAUUAUUAUGAUGAUUGUUAUGAUGAUGACGAUGAUGAUGGGGAGGAGGAAGAUUCAGCAAGCCAACCUGAACUUUCUUCGACUGAACAUCCAGCAGCAGCGUCACCAACCAAAGCUCGACUUGAGAUUCCUUCGACAUCAGCUCCAGCACGAACAUCCUCCACAGAAAAUCAAGUAUCUCAGUCUAAAACUCCUUCAACGACAGCUUCAGCUCCAGCAACUGAACCUAAAACUACAUCAACCUUAGUUUCAACACCACAACCUGAAACUCCUUCAACAGGAAUUCCAGCAGCCUCAUCUGAAGGUCCAUCAAUCCUAGUUUCAGCACCACAAUCUGAAGCUCCUUCAACGACGGCUCCAGCGGCUGAACCUGUAACUACCUCAACUUCAGUUCCUGUAGAUAAAUCUAAAACUACCUCAACAUUAGUUCCACUGGGUCAACCUGAAGUUCUAUCAACCUCAGCUCCAGCAACUCAAUCUGAAGCUCCUUCAACGGCAGUUCCAGCAACACAACUUGAUGUUCCAUCAACCAUUGCUCCAGGACCACAACCUGAUGCGUCAUCAACUCCAGCUCCAGUACCUGAACCUGAAACUACCUCAACUUUAGUUCCAUUACCGCAACCUGAAGUUCCAUCAACGGCAGCUGCAACACAUCAGUCUGAAACUACCUCAAGUUCAGUUUCAGUACCUCAACCUGAAACUAUCUCAACUUUAGUUCCAUUACGACAAACUGAGAUUCCAACAACGGCUGCAUUAGCACCUGAAUCUGAAACUACUUCAAUUAUAGCUUCAGUACAACAACCUAAUGUUUCCUUAACUCCAGGUCCAGCACCACAAUCUGGAAAGAACUUAACUUCAUUUCCUGUACCGCAACUUGAUGAUUCAUCAACUCCACCUUCAGAAGCUGAAUCUCCUUCAACGGCAGUUCCGGCACCUGAUCCUGAAACUACCUUAACUUCAGUUCAAGUUCCGCCACAACCUGAAAAUCCGUCAAUUCCAACACUAGCAGAACCAGAAGUUCAAUCAACCUCAGCUUCAGCCCCAGAACCUCUAACGUCUUCAAAAACAUCUCCAUCGGACCAAUCUGAAGCUCCAGGGAUCUUAGGUCAACCACAACAACCUGACGCUCCAUCAACCAUAGGUCCAGAACCACAAUAUGAUGCUUCAUCAACUGCAGCUCCAGCACCAGAACUUGGCAUUUCCUCAACUCAACCUGAAGCUCCAAUAAUGUCAGCUCCAGCAGUCCGACCUGUAGUUCCAUCGAACCUACUUCCUGUAGUGCUGGAUGUCCUUUUAACGACAGCUCCAGCAGAUGAACCUGAAACUACCUCAGCUUCAAUCCCAGUACAACAACCUGCAGUUCCAUCAAUCUCAGCUCCAGAAGACGUACCUGAAGUUUCAUCGUCCCUAGUUCCAGCAACAGAACCUGAAGUUGCUUCAACGGCAGCUCCAGCAGCCCAACCGGAAGCUCUAUCGAACCUACUUCCUGUAGUGCUGGAUGUCGUUUUAACGGCAGCUCCAGCAGAUGAAUCUAAAACUACCUCAGCUUCAAUCCCAGUACAACAACCUGCAGUUCCAUCAAUCUCAGCUCCAGAAGACGUACCUGAAGUUUCAUCGGCCCUAGUUCCAGCAACAGAACCUGAAGUUGCUUCAACGGCAGCUCCAGCAGCCCAACCGGAAGCUCUAUCGACCCUACUUCCGGUGGUUCUGGAGGUUGAUACACAAUCUAAACCUGCUUCAAUGGCAGCUCCAGUAUAUGAACCUGAAUCAGACUCAAUUUCAGAUCCAAUACCACAACCUGAAGUACCAUCAACCUCUGCUCCAUCGAUCCUAAUUCCGGCACCACAACCUCAAGAUCCUUCAGUGGCAGAUGCAACAGCCCAAUCUGAAGCCCCAUCGGCUUUAUUUCCUGUGGUGCUGGAUGAGGAUCCAGAACCUGAAGCUCCAGUAAUGGCAGCUCCAGCAGCCCCAUCUGAAGCCUUAGCGACCCUAGUUCAUGCACCUCAACCUGAAGCUCCAUCAAUGGCAGCUGUAGCAGCCCAACUGGAAACUCCAUCGACCCUACUUCCUGUUGAGCUGGAUGAGGAUCCAGAACCUGAAGCUCCAGAACCUGAAGCUCCAGUAAUGGCAGCUCCAGCAGCCCAAUCUGAAGCUCCAGCGACCCUACUUUCUGUGGUUGUGGAGGUGGAUUCACAAUAUAAAGCUUCUUCAACCGCAACUCUAUCAUAUGAACCUGAAACUACCUUAACUUCAAAUCCAGUACCACAACCUGAGGUUCCAUCAACCUCAACUGCAGCAGCUCCAUCGACUCUAGUUCCAGCACCUCAACUUGAAGCUCCUUCAAAGGCAGCUGUAGCAGCCCAACUGGAAACUCCAUCGACCCUACUUCCUGUAGUGCUGGAUGAGGAUCCAGAACCUGAAGCUCCAGAAACUGAAGCUCCAGUACUGGCAGCUCCAACAGCCCAAUCUGAAGCUCCAGCGACCCUAUUGUCUGUGGUUGUGGAGGUGGAUCCACAAUAUAAAGCUUCUUCAACCGCAGCUCUAUCAUGUGAACCUGAAACUACCUUAAGUUCAGUUUCAAUACCACAAUCUGUAGCUCCAGCGACUCUAGUUCCAGCACCUCAACCUGAAGCUCCUUCAAUGGCAGCUGUAGCAGCCCAACUGGAAACUCUAUCGACCCUACUUCCUGUAGUGCUGGAUGAGGAUCCAGAACCUGAAGCUCCAGUAAUGGCGACUCCAACAACCCAAUCUGAAGCUCCAGCGACCCUACUUUCUGUGGUUGUGGAGAUGGAUCCACAAUAUAAUGCUUCUUCAACCGCAGCUCUAUUAUAUGUACCUGAAACUACCUUAACUUCAGUUUCAGUACCACAACCUAAAGUUCCAUCAACCUCAGCUGCAGCAGCAUCAUCUGAAAUGCCAUCGACCCAAGUUUCAGUACCUCAACCUGAAGCUCCUUCAAUGGCAGCUGCAGGAGUCCAACAUGAAACUCCAUCGACCCUACUCCCUGUAGUGCUGGAUGAGGAUCCAGAACCUGAAGCUCCAGUAAUGGCAGAUCAAGCAGCUCAUCCUGAAGCUUCAGCGACUCUACUACCUGUGGUUGUGGACGUGGAUCCACAACCUAAAGUAGCUUCAACGACAGUUCCAGCAGGCGAACCUGAAACUACCUUAACUUCAGUUGCAGUUCCACAAUCUGAAGAUCCAUCGACCUCAGCUCCAGCAGCUCUGUCUGAAGUUUCAUCGCUAGCUCCAACACCACAACCUGAAGUUCCAGCAACCAUAGCUCCACCACCCACAGCUCCAGACCCCAAUCAGAAGGUUCAGCAAAUCAACCUUAAGCUCUAUCAAACCCAAUUCCAGCACCAGCCCUACCUGAAACUCCUUCAAACCCAGCUCCACCAUCUUAACCUGGAACUCCAUCAAGCACAAUUGAUGCAUCAGCAUAACCUGAAGCUCCAUCAACCCCAACUCUAG
This is a messenger RNA of Nezara viridula (southern green stink bug), 3762 nucleotides long. Lineage: Eukaryota; Metazoa; Arthropoda; Insecta; Hemiptera; Pentatomidae. The record is from the annotation of a GenBank genome assembly.